Microtus oregoni (creeping vole) is the source of this 2316-nucleotide messenger RNA. RefSeq names its product mitotic spindle organizing protein 1 (gene Mzt1). The transcript has 4 exons. Lineage: Eukaryota; Metazoa; Chordata; Mammalia; Rodentia; Cricetidae. Gene Ontology annotation, biological process: microtubule nucleation by interphase microtubule organizing center; mitotic spindle assembly; gamma-tubulin complex localization. The coding region runs from base 146 to 538 and encodes 130 amino acids. The record is from RefSeq and is a predicted model, not a curated record. Gene Ontology annotation, cellular component: centrosome; interphase microtubule organizing center; gamma-tubulin ring complex.
CCUGCGCGAGGGGGCGGGGCCUGGCCGGCGGGGGCGGGGCCUGGCCGGCGUGAGCGCGGCCGCGCGGUAGAAGUGCGGGCCGGAGAGGCGGGAGCUCCAUUUCCGGGUCAGGUCCUCUCCCGCCAGCCCGGGCUUUCUCUCCUCCAUGGCCAGUGGCAGCGGCGCGGGUGCGGCGGCCUCGGCCAACCUGAACGCGGUGAGGGAGACCAUGGACGUUCUGCUUGAGAUUUCAAGAAUUUUGAAUACCGGUUUAGAUAUGGAAACGCUAUCUAUUUGUGUACGACUUUGUGAACAAGGAAUCAACCCAGAAGCUUUAUCGUCUGUUAUUAAGGAGCUUCGCAAGGGUUCUGAAGCACUAAAGAUCCUAGCCUAUAAUAUGUGCAUGUUAACAGCUGUAUGGGGCACUUUAUGCUUUAGGAAGGAGACCAAGGAAAAUGAGAGAGGACAAAAAUGCUGGCAAGGGACAGGCUGCCGAAAAUACAAGCUGACUUCUGGAGAAGUCCUGAACAGAUAUGUCAAGCUCUGCAAGACAAUUUGAAGAUUGCAUUGUAGUCAAGAUGUACAGUGAUAUUACUGGUUGCUGUGUAGAAAAUGUUUUCUUUUAAAAAGAAUUGUAAAGCCAUGGCUGUGUAAGUCAGUGGGAGGUGGCUUAAGGGAGAGCUAACAGGCGUGUUUCCAUCACAGCCAUCUUUUGUUAUGCCCCCAAUUCCUUGGUGUUGCCGUGCUCCUAUUUAUGUAUUCCUUAUUUAUAGCUCUGCUAGCUGUAAUUUUCUAAACAGGAUCUAUCAGAUGUACACAGCUGCUGUGCCUGGUUGGAGUUGGUGGAACACAUCAGAGGUGAUGAAUAGCAGUUAUGACUUGUUGACAUUUCCAUUAUAAACCUUAAUUUUGAAUUGUUUAUGCAUAGUAACUGGCUAUGUGUUCCAUUGGGCUGGAAGUUGAUGGGAUUUCAGCUGCCAUUUAUGAACUUGGCUUUUUUGUGUUUCACAUCUUGUUUUUUAAAAAAGGAUCAAAAGCCUGUCUUCUAAUCAUCUCAACAGAAUAUUAAUAUUUUAAGUAGUGUUUUUGGCAGUUAACCUAACCAAAAGUGUAAAGAUCAAUUUUUGUAUUAAUUAAAACUUAGAACUUUUAGAAACUUAGAUUUUAAAAGUAAUGCCUGGGCUUGACUUAGCAUUAUCUGUAGUUUUGAACUUUUAAAUCUAAAGAGAGUAGCUGAGAGUGCUUUUCUUUCUAAAUUUUAUACCCAAAUGCCUACAAAAUAAUGUAUAAAGUAAAAACAGCAAACAUGCAAAAAUUUCCUUUUAAUUUUAUUGCAUAAAAAUAAUAGGAAUGCUUACUAUUUAAUCACGAGUGGCUAUUUAAUCAGUAUAUAGGUGGUGUUUUAACAAAUUGGUAGGGUGUCCACGUGUUAGUAAAAGCUAAUGAAAUGUGUACUAGUAAUUAUGACUGCAGAAAAAUUUUGUCAUUUAUACCAUUAAAGCUUAAACUAAAUUAAAAAUAAAUUCAAAGAAAUUUUUGAUGGUAUUGGUUCUGUUCCUGUUACAGAAUCUCAGUGGGAUAUUUUCACAAGCUUAAUAUGGAUUUAAUCUGAAUUUUUUUAUUUCUUAAAUUUUAAUUUUAGUUCUCUGACAUUUAAAUGAUAUACAAGCAUUCAUUUUUCUGUACCUUUUUUUAUAGUUCAAACAAGUAGAAAUGGUUUUUAAAAGAUUUAAUAACCAAGUAGCUACCCUCUCUGCUUCCCUUAAACUAAUCUCAACUAUUGAUCAUUAUUCCCUUCUACCAGAAGACAGGGCAGAGGAAUUGUGCACCGCAGUCUGCCUUGGUCUAUAUAGGCAACAUAACGAGACAUGAUGUCAACAAACAAAAUCUGAGCUUAUAGCUAUUUUGACUUUAAAUGCAUGACAUCUUUACUGAGUAAAUUGAAAGGUCUGUGGUAGGCAGCUCUCCCAAGUUGGGAGACAGAACUUGUGAGAAUCGUAUGCUUGCUGAUGCACGUGAUGCAUAUGAUUUAUAAAAUCAGAAAGUACUUCCUCAAACUCCACAGUUUGUAUUUACUUCUAGGACAAAGAGUUGAUAGUUUUAUUUACGAUGUAGAUUAAGUUAUUUAUGUGUGAAACAAAGUAGGAAAAUAUAUUAAGAAAGGAUUAUGUUUAUAGAGAACAUGUGUGUCUAUUGUUUAUAGAGAACUUCGUGUUACAUUUUUAAAUGUAAACUAUAUUUUUAAUGAGCUCAUAAGGAAUAUUUAAGAGACCAGUGGUACAAUGGCAGUAUCAUGCAUGUUGUCAGUGACAAAAAUAAAAUGAUUUUUGCAUUAUU